This is a messenger RNA of Hydatigera taeniaeformis, 951 nucleotides long. NCBI's taxonomy places the organism in Eukaryota, Metazoa, Platyhelminthes, Cestoda, Cyclophyllidea, Taeniidae. The record is from the annotation of a GenBank genome assembly.
AAUACUACAUCAACGCCGAGGUGGACGGAGACCGGCGACGCGGCACUUGUUUCGAUGACUAUGUGGGAGGCUGUAAAUUGCAAUAAUUUACAGGCUUUGAAAGGUUUUCUGGAUGUUGGCGCUGAUCCCAAUGUGUUUGAGGGCAAUUCGACGACCUCGCCUCUCAUCGAAUCCGCCAAGCAUGGAUUUGUGAAGUUAGUAAAACUCCUUCUCGACUACGGUGCAUGCGCUAGUAAAGUAGAUUCGGGAAACAAUACAGCACUGCAUUGGGCAGUUGUUCGAAAUCAUAGGCAAUGCGUCUCGAUUCUAGUGAAUUACAGCAGUCUCACAGAAGUCACCAAUGCCAAUGGCAAUACGCCUCUGAUGGAGGCUGUUGCUGGAUCGAAUUUGAAGAUGGUGCGAUUUCUCCUCGAACACGGUGCUUCAUGCGGCUAUAAAAUGAACCAACACAAUAAGUCUGCUCUCACAAUUGCCUCCUCCAAGGGUGAUAUACGGAUGGUGCGCCUAUUACUACAUAGUUCCAACGCUAUGGAGGACCGUAGCAGAGAGUUGUACGCAGCACUUGCCGUUGCCGCAGCUGGAAAUUUCGUGCAAGUCGUUCAGAAGUUGCUAGAUUAUGGAGCAUGUGUAAAUUUGACUGACGAGACUACUUUGUCACCACUUCAUUCCGCUGCCCUUGCAGGCAGCGUGGAGGUCAUUGAACUGCUCAUCAACUAUGGAGCAGACUUGGAUGAGUAUGAUAAUAACGGCUACACACCACUCAUGGAGGCUGCUAGAAGAGGUCAAGAGGAGGUGAUCAAGGUGCUGCUAUACGCAGGUGCAAGCGCAAACAAAAUUUCAGAAGAUGGAAGAUACAGAGCUUUUGAUCUAUUCUCAGGAGUUCGAAACUCCAUGGCGGCGAGAAUGCUCCUGCUGUCUGAAUCGGCUGAUGGGCCAUCGAUGCAAGAGUAA